Molecule: messenger RNA, 2292 nt
Organism: Helicoverpa zea (corn earworm)
Lineage: Eukaryota; Metazoa; Arthropoda; Insecta; Lepidoptera; Noctuidae
Exons: 1
Coding region: 1-2292 (763 amino acids)
Source: RefSeq, a predicted model, not a curated record
AUGGCUAAUCCUGAAGUAACACACGAUGAGAAGAUCCGACGUCGCCUGGAAGUGUUGUACACACGCCAGACCCGUGAGAAACAGAUUUUUAUGGAAGAACUCAAGGAGUAUCGUAGACGUAAAGAUAAACAAAUGCUUCAUAGCAUGAUAGUUGAAGUAGGCCCUAAGUGGUAUCAAGCUUUAAGUGUACCGCAACGAACAGCGUUGGACACAUUAGAAUUCGCUAUAUAUCAAGAUUUACUGGAAGGACGUCCUAAACGUGCCUCGGUUAUCAUGCAUAGGCUUGGACUGGUCCCUCGCCCGAGUAACUCAGAACUCAUGACCUGCAUGCACUUUGGUCGUGAUGAUCCGAAGAAAAUGCUUGCACAUUUAUAUCUUAUAUCAUAUGGCUACCCUAUCGAAGGAAAGCGUGCUUCAUACUGCCUCAAUGCUAGGCUUAUGCUGUCAGCUAUUCUCUAUCUAGGACUUGAUAACUUGUAUGAGUUACUUCAGAAAACAUUUGCUCCAGAGCCAUCCACAGUUGAACCUCCCCCUAAACCGAUUCCGAGGCCACGGCGUAAACUGCCAUCUCCUUAUCUCACAAAAAUGGUUGCUGCAUUAUAUGAACCACGUAAAUUUCGUCGUCCUCCACCCCAACCUUUGCCGAAAUUGACUGAACUUAACGAGCCCUAUGAGGAAGAGCCAAUUAUACCAAGACCUCCGCCCCCACCACCUCCACCACCACCACCUAAGAAGCGACUACCACGAUCAUUUUGCGACGAUCUAGCUGGCGUCGUAACCAUAGGGCCUCAAAUUUCACCCACAAAUGUUCCUGCAAAAAAGACAACCCGAUCUCUCAAUCGUAAAUCAAAAGGAUCAAAAACAAGUCUUCUAGAGACCAGUACUCAUACUCAUAAAAAGAAGUCUUACGGUCUUAAUGCGGGUCGAAAACGCAAAAAACCAAUACGACGAAGGAAGCCAGUGGCUCCAUCGACUGGUUUGGCGAACGCUCAAUAUACAAUUAACGGGGUGUAUACAAUUAAUGGCAAGUCCAUGUUUAUUUUGGGCAGUAUUAGUAUCCUGCCUGCUCAAGGUGAACUCAUACAUGGAGGCUAUAGUACCGUUAAUGGAGUAUGUAUUACCAUACAUUGUGGAUUUCGUGGAUGGCCGCCACCACCGAAACCCGAUCCAUGUGAUUGUAUCAAGAAAUGGCAUGACUCAGUUUUUGAGUACGUUAAAGAACAUAAAUGUUAUUGCGGACACUACUUCGAUUAUGGCAAUGAAGGCACAUUUCCACAAGACGAGUUACCUUAUUUUACUAAACCUACACGCAAUGCCCCAUAUAAAUUUAACUAUGACACUAUAUUUGACCUAGAUCCAAAGAGAUUACACAUUGAAAAAGAAUUCAAGCAGGUUUGGGAGACUGAUAGUAUGUUGCGUACUGACGAGGGCGCUAUCAUAUCACCCGAUAGUAAGAAAAAGAAAAAAAGGAAGGAAAAAGGACCCAAAUUUUCAGAAGCAGAUGGUGUGCAAGAAGAUCCAAAUAAAGUAUCAAAUGAAAAAUAUUUGAAAGCGAAAACAGCAUCUAGGCUAGACGUGCAAAAGAGAGCCGCCGAAGCAGGUGACGACGAUGGCAGAGCUAAAGCAACAAAAGAUAAAAAGACGAAACAAGAAUCCAAGAGGUUUGAUGACACAGAAAGCUCAAAUAAACAAAGAAAAAGUCCUAGCUUAAGAGCUUCCAAUACUUGUUUAGGACUUAACCCGAAGCCUCAAGAUUAUUUGAAGUGCGCGCUCCGAACGAUGCGACAAAGAAACGUUGCAGCGCGAUUACCUGAUCUACAUUUAGUUCCAGAACUUAAAGAAUGGAUGAGACGGAGGCUUUAUGGGAGUUUAACGGGCGAGGAAAAGAAAGAAUUCUUACGUAAAAGUACUACGUAUUGGCGAAUGUUCACAACACUUGGAGAGAAGGGUUUCGGCCAUGUAGCGCCGCCUAAAGAGGCAAAGUACACAGGUCACACCACGUGGAAGUAUAAACAGAGCUUGAACGACACUUUCAGGCAGUACACGUACAGAUACAGGCUUUCCAUGUUCAGGUCACACGCUUAUGUUACGAACUUGCUGUGGCGAUCCAUGUACCAGGCUGAAUUCCCUGAUAAAAAAUUUCGAGAAAUAUACUUUUCUUAUCUAUUUGGCCGAUUAGAAGAUAUCCAAUUAAUUCACCCUUACACUUCAAAAGAAGCUGUAGAGAGAAAAUUAAUAAUAGCAAAAAAACGAUAUAUCUGUCUUCCAGCAGGAUACGAGCCGAGAACAUAA